GGGCCAGGAGGCCGGCCUCGCGAGGGCGUGCGGGUCCGGCGCGGUGGGAGCACCCCGGAACCCCGGCCGGGUUCCCGAGGGCCGGGCAGGGCAUGGAACCACCGCCGCCCUCGCAUCUCCGGGCACCGCGAGGGUCAGUGGAGCUGCCGGGUCAGGCGUGUUAACCCGUGGCCGCGCGGUGCUCUGGCCCAGAGAUGAAGACCGGUCCGGGGCCUCGAGCGGGGCCUUCCCCUUCGUGCAGCUCCCUCGGCAUGGAAACCCCACCUGCGUCCCCUCCCGGCCUCCUCCGGCUCGUCGCUGCCGGCCGUCCGGGCACCGCCCGCGGGAAGAAGCGGGUCCCUCGCCCCGGCUCGCUGCAUCACGCUGUAGUUGAUAAUAGUGCUUAAGACUACAGAGCUCCUAGCCCCCCCAGCCCCACUGGCGUCUCCUGGAUCGUGGAGCAUGGACCCAGUUGCUACUCACAGCUGCCAUCUCCUCCAGCAGCUGCACGAGCAGCGUAUUCAAGGCCUGCUUUGUGACUGUAUGUUGGUGGUGAAAGGAGUCUGCUUUAAAGCACAUAAGAAUGUUCUAGCAGCUUUCAGCCAGUACUUUAGGAGCCUCUUUCAGAAUUCUUCAGGUCAGAAGAAUGAUGUUUUUCACUUGGAUAUUAAAAAUGUAAGCGGCAUCGGGCAGAUCCUGGACUUCAUGUACACAUCGCAUCUGGAUCUUAACCAGGACAAUAUACAAGUCAUGCUGGACACGGCACAGUGUUUGCAAGUUCAGAAUGUUCUGAAUCUGUGUCACACAUUCUUAAAGUCAGCCGGUGUAGACCAGCCACCCAGCCUGCCUUGUCACAGUACAUUCUCCCUGCAAAGUGCUUUGACUCCUGACGCUAACUGUGUUAUCAGUGAAAACUACGCCCCUCAUUUGCUGCAGGAGUGCUCAGCAGGUGUUCAGCAGGAUAGAGUUGUGGAUGAAUCACAUUCUCAUGCCCCACCCUCAGUUGGUCUUCAUACUUCCACAGCUGAAACCUCAAAACAAGCCCCUGAUACGUUAGAUGGCAGCUGCACAGAACUGCCUUUCAAACAGCCAAACUAUUACUACAAGCUCAGAAACUUGUACAGUAAGCAGUACUAUAAACAAGCCACCUGUCCCAGUCAUGAGAGAAUAAUCAAGCAGCCUUUCACUUUCAGCACAUCUUCAGACCUUCAUGUCGCGGAACACCAGCCCUGUGCUGUUGGUCACGCCGAGUGUGUCCUGGAGUCCUCCGAGCACUUGCCUUCCAACUUCCUGGCCCAGCCUUUGAGUGAACCUCCCCCAGGCCCUGAGCCAGACAAUGCAAGCCAACAACCUACCAGACAGAUGAGGCUCAAGAAGGCCAUUCACCUUAAGAAGCUAAAUUUCCUGAAGUCACAGAAAUCUGCAGAGCAGCCAUCUGAACCCAAAUCAGAUGACAGGUUAACCGAGAGGAUAGAAUCUGCCAGUGACCAUAGUGUAGAGAAAGUUAACAGCCAAAGUGCUGAAGAAAAAGAAAGUGAAGAACUCAUCAGUUCUGAGAAUUUUAAUUGCAUGAAUGAGAUGGAGAGGCCCGAAGACACUGCGGCCCUGGAAGACCAAUCCCAGACACUUCAGUCUCAGAGACAGUAUGCGUGUGAAUUGUGUGGAAAACCUUUUAAACAUCCCAGCAAUUUGGAGCUUCACAAACGGUCUCAUACAGGUGAGAAACCUUUUGAAUGUAACAUUUGUGGGAAACAUUUCUCUCAGGCGGGUAACUUGCAGACUCACUUACGUCGGCAUUCUGGGGAGAAACCGUACAUCUGCGAGAUCUGCGGGAAGAGGUUUGCAGCCUCUGGUGAUGUCCAGCGUCACAUCAUUAUUCACUCAGGAGAAAAACCACACUUGUGUGACAUCUGUGGUCGAGGGUUCAGUAACUUCAGUAAUUUGAAGGAGCACAAAAAGACACACACGGCUGAUAAAGUCUUCACCUGUGAUGAGUGUGGAAAGUCUUUUAACAUGCAGAGGAAGUUGGUAAAGCACAGAGUUCGGCACACGGGUGAGCGGCCUUACAGCUGCUCUGCCUGUGGAAAAUGUUUCGGAGGAUCCGGCGACCUCCGCAGGCACGUCCGCACUCACACAGGGGAGAAGCCAUACACAUGUGACAUCUGCAACAAGUGCUUCACCCGCUCUGCUGUGCUGCGGCGGCACAAGAAGAUGCACUGCAGGGCCGAUGACCAGGGGCAGGACGCUCUGGAGGAGCUCACGCAGGCCAUCGAGACCUCGGACCUGGAGAAAUCUCAGAGCUCGGAUUCUUUUUCUCAGGACGUGUCCUUGACUUUGAUGCCCGUGUCUGUUAAAAUCCCCGUCCACCCAGUGGAAGAAGACUCAGUGGCAGAAUUUGACGGCCACUGUAAGUUCCGGUCCCUGGUUCAGUCUCAUGGAGUGAGUGAGCAGGAGAAGCUCAGCUUGGGUCCCCUCAAGCUCGCCAAGCCUCAUGUGCCGCAGGCACAGCACCAGUCCUACAGCUACUCAGACGUGGAGGCCUCGGCUGGCACGGAGUCGCUGCAAGCCGACGGUAUGGCCGCGAUCCGCUCGUCCCUGGCUGCCCUGGACCAUCACUGCGCCGACCCCCUGGGCAGCCGCGCAUCCGCCCCUGCGUACAGGAACUCGGAGGGACAGUUCUUCUCCAGCAUGACCCUCUGGGGGCUGGCGAUGAAGACGCUGCAGAAUGAAAGCGAGCUGGACCAGUGAGGUCCUCUAUCAGCAGCUCAGCAUCAGAGGCGGCUUUAGCCCGAGAGGCUAGAUUCUGUCCCUCCUGACGGGGGAUGGUCGUUGGAAGUGCCUUGAGCCCAGCGUGUGGGAAGAAAGGCCUCCUGGCACAUCGUGGAAGUGGACGAGGGACUGAACUUCUUGCACCCCAGAAGGCUUGAGAGACCGUCUCCCAGAUGUGGUGUGAACUGAGUGUAACUACUGUACAUUUUGGUCAUGGUAAAGGGAAAAUAUAUGUAUAUAAUAAUACAGAUAUUAUUUUUGCAUUUUUACAUGAUUGAAAUUUGUAGCGUUUUGUAUUUUUAUUUACAAAAAGA
Mesoplodon densirostris (Blainville's beaked whale) is the source of this 3062-nucleotide messenger RNA. It is a transcript of the gene ZBTB49, whose product is annotated as zinc finger and BTB domain containing 49. The transcript has 8 exons. The coding region runs from base 442 to 2727 and encodes 761 amino acids. Gene Ontology annotation, molecular function: protein binding; DNA-binding transcription factor activity, RNA polymerase II-specific; RNA polymerase II cis-regulatory region sequence-specific DNA binding. NCBI's taxonomy places the organism in Eukaryota, Metazoa, Chordata, Mammalia, Artiodactyla, Ziphiidae. The record is from RefSeq and is a predicted model, not a curated record. Gene Ontology annotation, cellular component: nucleus. Gene Ontology annotation, biological process: regulation of transcription by RNA polymerase II.